UAAACAUGGCGUCGGUGACAACAGCCACCUCAGAAUGGAUUCAGUUUUUCAAGGAUGCUGGGAUCCCUGCUGGCCUAGCUGUCACUUACGCUGUUUCAUUUGUCGACAACAGAAUCCAGAAGACUAUGCUCAUGGAUCUCAGUAAGGAGAUCAUGAUGGAUCUGGGCAUCACGGUCAUUGGCGACAUCAUUGCCAUUCUUAAGCAUGCCAAGCAGGUCUACAGACAGGACAUGUGCAAAAUGGCCACCGAGGCCAUCUCCUCAGGACAGACCAGUGUUCAAGCUGAGCUCAGAAGAACUGCCAACACCCCCGCCACUCGUAUGAUUGCCAACGCCUUGAGCCGCGACUCUCCACCGAGCACUCCAGCCCGCCGCCCAGACAACCGCCUCUCCGUCACAGUGUCCAACAAACAGGCAAACAGGAGUGGCAAAGCAGUCAUAAGUCAGCCAGCAGAUGAGGGGAACGGUUUGCCAGCGGUGAAGCGCCGGCGUGUGACAGCUGAGAUGGAAGGCAAGUACAUCAUCAACAUGCCCAAAGGCACCACGCCACGCACACGCCGCAUCCUGGCCCAACAGGCCAAGAAAGGUGUGAAACGUACAUCUGUAUUUGAGAGACUCGGAGCUGAAUCAAAGGCAGACACAACAACAAGCAAUAACAAGCCCACCGGUGUGUUCAGCCGUCUAGGCAGAGCGGAUGAAGAGGAAGACGUGUCAAGAGCAGCAAAGGCAGCUGGACUUAAUAUGGAUGUAGGGGAAGAGGAUGACAGUGACGGAGAGGGCUCAGUCCUCCAGUAUGCUGGCGUGCUGAAGAAAUCGUCUCUCUCCCAGAAGAAAGAGCCCAUCCAGAAACCAGCCCCUACCACCCUGCGGCGCCUGGGGGUCAAAUUCAAACCCUCCUCAGACUCUCCCACCUCUUCCUCCUCUGAUGGCGUCCCGCCUGGUAAGCUCAGCGUGCUUCAGAGACUGGGCAAGCUCCCCGCCGCACACUCGAGCUCGGCCGCCUCUCCUCCACCAGCUGACACGCAGGACAACAGAGUGACCAGCACCCGACCCAGAGCCCGGGCAAGACCGGCAGUGGCCAGCUCCAAGGUGAGCAGCAGCACGGGGACAGCAGGAGGGGCGGAGUGCCUGGGGGCCCAGAUGGACGUUGGGUCUGUCAGUGUCUUCAAGAGACUUGGCUCCAAGAGGACCUAACACAUGAACUCCUGACCAUGUCUACCCUCAGAAAAUAUUCAGACUAUUUCUAUACAUUGGGUUUUUUUGUUUUUGUUUUUGUUUUGUUUUUUUAAUUUGUAUUUUAAUUUGUAUUACCACUUUUUUGCAUCCAUCCUCACUACGGGCAGGGCUGCAGAACAUGUUUUUUUUUUUUUUUUUUUUUUUUUGGUAACUAAUUUCACUAACUGCAGUCAGCCUGAGUGUAUGGAGGGAUGUGAUGCUGCGUAACGGUUUUUAGACUUACUAUUUUUAAAGUUAGUUAGGCUGCCAAAUGAUAAGUGGUCAC
This is a messenger RNA of Myripristis murdjan (pinecone soldierfish), 1500 nucleotides long. RefSeq names its product chromosome 13 C19orf47 homolog (gene c13h19orf47). The record is from RefSeq and is a predicted model, not a curated record. Gene Ontology annotation, cellular component: nucleus. Bases 6 to 1193 code for a protein of 395 amino acids. The transcript has 8 exons. NCBI's taxonomy places the organism in Eukaryota, Metazoa, Chordata, Actinopteri, Holocentriformes, Holocentridae.